Closterium sp. Naga37s-1 is the source of this 549-nucleotide messenger RNA. Lineage: Eukaryota; Viridiplantae; Streptophyta; Zygnematophyceae; Desmidiales; Closteriaceae. The record is from the annotation of a GenBank genome assembly.
AUGUCAGCCUACCAGCGCAUGGUCACCCCCACCAAGGCGUCCGCCUUCACGCCUCCUGCUGUGCGCCCUGGCCUGCACUCCCACACAUCCCCGCACGCCCAUGCACAUGCUCGCACACCCUCUCACUCGCUCGCUCACUCGCACUCCUUCCCUCCCUUUCGCCCCCACCACUCGCCUGUGCCUGCCCAUGCUACUGCUGCUGCUGCUGGGGGUGCCAUGGGCGGUGGAAUGGGCGGGGCAUGGGAUGGGAGGGGUGGGGGGCACGCGGGUGGGCAUGUGGUGGCGGGAGGGAGUCCCGAGGGCAGCAACAACAUGCGCAUGCACCCUCCUGCCGCCUUGAGGUACGCGCUGGCUGAGCUGGGAGGGUGUGAGGUCGCCCCCCCCGCACCCCCCCAUGGUGGGCCUCUCCCCCUCCCGCGCGCCCACCACACCCGCCCUGCCCUCCCCCUCGGCGCGCUCGCCCCUCUCCUCGUGGGCGGCGCGGCGCACGUGCAUGCUCAUGGCGGCGCUGGCGUGGGGCGUUCAGCACGAGUACACCGCGAGCAGUGA